UCCAGUAAGACAGGCAGUUGGUCUGGGAGACGCAGAGUGCAAGCCCCCCAUAGUGCUCUGUUACAGCUGACUGCGACUACGCUCGGUGAGAAAAACCCAGCCAGGAUUCAGAGGAACUGCUGCCAAACAUCAGGACUUCUACAACCCGACGCCGCUGUACCACCGGAGCCGAUGAUGCGGCUCGUUGAAGAACCCUGGAGACCUAUCAGGACCCAUAAUACUUAGCAAUCCUCUCAAUGCUCCAAGAGUUGGUGAUUCAGUCAAUCGCAUGCUGACAUCUUGUCAUAAGUGAUAGAAUAAAGAGCGCUGCGAGGACGAUGGGCGGGAAGCAGUCUCGCAGCUUGUCCAACAAGGAGCUGAACGAGGUGAGUCAAAGAAGUAAGAGCGCCACGAGGGACGACCAGGUCAGCCUGUCGUCGGCGGCCGAGAGGAUCCGCAGACACGCCACAGUGCACUUUGGCUACAACAUCCUGAGUCUAGCCAUGCGGGGGCUCGACGAAACCCCGGCUGAGCUGUGGGAGCUCAGAGAGCUUCAGAAGCUAAACUUGUCCAUGAACUGCCUGUGCUCCCUGCCUCCCACCCUGAGCGCCCUGGACAAUCUGGUGAUUCUCAACCUGUGGGGGAACAACCUGUCCAGCCUCCCGCCCGAGAUCGGCCUCCUGAAGAAGCUGCGCGUGCUCUUCGCCUGCCGCAACCGCCUGAGCGAGGUCCCCGAGGAGCUGGGCUCCUGCACCGGCCUGGAGGUGCUCAGCUUGGCCAACAACCAGAUCACGGGCCUACCGAGCAGCUUGGGGGCCAUGCACAGCCUCACCAAGCUCAACCUCAGCCACAACCGCAUCGUUCACAUCCCCACCUGCGUCUACAGCAUGAAGGGCCUGGUCUUCCUCCACCUGGCCUGCAACCGCCUGGAGACCAUAGCUGACCAGAUCCAGGACCUGGUUAACUUGAAGAUUCUCAUUGUGGAGGGAAACAGUAUACACACACUCCCCAAGACCCUCUGCUUCCUCGAGUCUUUAGAACUCCUCAACGUUGACUUUAACGACCUGCAAAAUGUGCCGAUGGAAAUGUACCUACUGAGCAGGCUUGGGCGGUUGGCCUGCCACCCGAUGGAUAAAGGACUCCACAUUGUCCACAACCCACUCCUCAAGCCUAUACAGGAGGUUCUGCAAGGUGGACUCAAUGCCCUCUAUAACUACCUAAAACCCACAUGAGGGACUACUACUGCGUUUGCGUGUGUGUAAUGUCCGUGUUUAUUUGAGUGCGUGCGUGUUGUAAGGGGGUGCUGGCACAAAUCUGACUCUUGGCACGUGGUAGUCAUGCUCUGAGUCUGCUGUUACCUCAGACCGCCUGCCUCGGAUAUUAUUACUCAAGACAAACAACCGUUACCCGGCAAGAAUGCCACAAAAUGAAGGUUAAAACACACUUACGCUUUGUCUCUCUGACAAAUAAUCUUUCCAUUUUUUUUUGUUUUUUUUUAUGUAACGCAAAAGUUUGGAUAUAAAUAAACGUCUAGUAACUGCUGAGUCACUUCUAAGUGUUUGUGAAGCCACAGUAGAAGGGGUCGGGACAAGGCGGUCGGCUCAUGCAAAAAUUCACAAGUCCACAUUUGGGCACCGAUUACUGGUCAGUUGAUCUCGUCCGUCCCGUGACGUUGGGGGAGUGGAGGUCGGCUACAGAUCACCUCCGUCUCUUCUGUUGCAUUCAGGUCAUAAAGAUCAGGUGUGUAAAGUCAGUGGAAAGAAUGGCGCACUCCCCUAGGCCAUUCUUUCUGUGGCUUAAGACCCACAACCAAAACACAACAGAGGCUUAGCUCUGAUUAAAUGUUGUUUCCACUCCACCCAUUCAGAGAGGGGAGAAGAGGCUCCUCUGAGAUUUGCCUGAGCCUUGUAACACCAACGACUUAAAAAAAAAAAAGCGAAAUAAUAAGAAACACAUUGUGUGUGAUUUCAAGCAGGACUGUUAAACUGAUAUUGACAACUCCAAAUGUUUCCCUUUGUUUUAGUGCAAAGAAUCACAAGUACAUUAAGUAAAUGUUUGCAUUUAAUGAAAAGUAAGUGUAGUUUUGGCACGUUUCUGUCUCAUGUUUGGUUGUGGGUGUUGAGUUUGUCUGCUACUUAUACUAUAACAGGGAACAGAUUAGGAACAGACAUUACUUUUAUUGAAAGAAAUCUUUUGUGUAAUUGUCGGCCUUUUGCAAAUCCAUGCCACAGACCCGAUUAGACCCUCUGGCCGGUUGGUUUUGUCCGUACGUUUGAUAACCCUGAUUUAAACAGAAGUGAACCGACGUGUGUCAUUCAGGUCAUUCAGGUGCAAAAAAAUUAAAAGUUUUAAAAGUUCAUGAGUAGACCAUCGAGGGUGAACUAAUUUUGUGGACGUACUCUCAGUGCAGUGCAAAAACUUAAUAAAGGAAAAUACUAAAUAUUCUAUCAAAAUAUUAAUUUUGAAUGUUUUGUACUGUUUGCUUCUUUUCAGUUCUGGGAACAAACCAUAGCUUUUUGUUUUUAUUUCUGGCAUGUAUGUGUUUCUGGUUAUUCCACUAAAAUGUAUUAAAAAAAAUCUAAAUUUA
Messenger RNA from Mugil cephalus (flathead mullet), 2566 nucleotides. RefSeq names its product leucine-rich repeat-containing protein 30-like. The transcript has a single exon. The record is from RefSeq and is a predicted model, not a curated record. NCBI's taxonomy places the organism in Eukaryota, Metazoa, Chordata, Actinopteri, Mugiliformes, Mugilidae. Gene Ontology annotation, molecular function: protein binding. The coding region runs from base 318 to 1211 and encodes 297 amino acids.